CCGCAAUGUUGGCCGGCCUGUGCGCAAGUCCGACCAAAGUCGUCUUCACGGUGUUCUCCUCUUCGACGUUUUAACCUUCUCUCAGGCUUCCGCGAUCGAUCCGCGGAGCCGGAAUAAUCGCGGUAGGAUUUUUCCGAUAGUCGUGAAACUGCCUCUCCGACAACCAUCCAGCGGAUCGUGUACUGACUAGCAUAACCCUUUCGCACAUUGCACCUCUGGCUAACAUGGCGGCGACGUUAGGUCGGAUUUGUAAGUCGGGUCUUCUGAAACCGAAUUAUGGCACGUUGAUCGGCCAGACCAGUAAUUUUUCCACCGUGAAAGAAUGGCCUAGGAGUCGGAAAGUGUUGUUAACAUGCUUAGGAGUGACUGCCGGAGGCAUCAGUGCCUUCAUCUAUGCUUUAGAUAGCUCGGUAAGAGCUAGCGAAUUGAUAGCUCAUCCUCCAACAUAUAAAUGGGAUUUCUAUGGAUGGUUUAACUCCCUAGAUCAUGCUAGUAUGCGACGAGGAUGGGAAGUCUACAAGAACGUGUGUGCAGCUUGUCACAGUUUGCAAUACGUGGCGUAUCGUCACCUUGUUAAUGUUACUCACACUGAAGCAGAAGCCAAAGCUCUCGCAGAAGAAGUCAUGAUAGAAGAUGGCCCUAACGAAGCAGGAGAGAUGUUCAAACGUCCGGGAAAACUUUUUGACUACGUGCCAUCGCCAUACCCGAAUGAAGAAGCUGCUAGAGCAGCGAACAAUGGUGCUUAUCCACCUGAUCUAUCUUAUAUGAUUAAUGCUAGGCACAAUGGAGAGAAUUACGUUUUCUCUUUAUUGACCGGAUAUUGUGAUCCACCAGCUGGUAUAAAUUUAAGAGAAGGACAAUAUUUUAAUCCAUAUUUUCCAGGUGGUGCCAUUGGUAUGGCACAGGCUAUUUAUGACGAAGUCUUAGAAUAUGAAGAUGGUACUCCAGCAACUGCCUCUCAGGUAUCAAAAGAUAUUACCACAUUCCUAAUGUGGACUGCCAAUCACGAAUUCGAUGAUCGAAAAAGAAUGACUAUUAAGGGUAUUGGAAUAUUUGCAAUUCUUAUUGCUGCUUCAUAUUAUUUCAAGCGACACAAGUGGACAACUAUAAAGAGUACAAAAAUUAUGUUUGUCCCUAAAAAAUACCGCACGUAGAAAGCCAAGAAAAAUUAACGUUGCGAUGUUAGCUAUUGUGCUGAUAUAUCGGAAUGUAGUUUCACAAUUUACGCAAAUAUAUCCGGCAAGUUGUGCUCCUCUCUAAAGAUUCAAACUUACUCAUAUAACAUUUGACAAACUAUGUCAAUUUGUCAUCAUUACCAAAAUCUAUUAAAUUAAGCAUUGUACAUAGUUAUAUCGAAUGGAGUCAUCGUCUGGUUUAAAUAAAUUGUUAACAUAAAAAA
Monomorium pharaonis (pharaoh ant) is the source of this 1399-nucleotide messenger RNA. RefSeq names its product cytochrome c1, heme protein, mitochondrial (gene Cyt-c1). The coding region runs from base 225 to 1154 and encodes 309 amino acids. NCBI's taxonomy places the organism in Eukaryota, Metazoa, Arthropoda, Insecta, Hymenoptera, Formicidae. The record is from RefSeq and is a predicted model, not a curated record. Gene Ontology annotation, biological process: mitochondrial electron transport, ubiquinol to cytochrome c. The transcript has 8 exons. Gene Ontology annotation, molecular function: electron transfer activity; heme binding.